Molecule: messenger RNA, 666 nt
Organism: Aphanomyces invadans
Lineage: Eukaryota; Oomycota; Saprolegniomycetes; Saprolegniales; Verrucalvaceae
Exons: 1
Coding region: 1-666 (221 amino acids)
Molecular function (GO): zinc ion binding; nucleic acid binding
Source: RefSeq, a predicted model, not a curated record
AUGGUCUGCAUCAUCGUGGAUGCGAUCAAGCCAGCCGGUCUACAAGAGGCAGUUAAGGAGGAGAUCGCAAUGCAUCGCAACAAGACAUUUAGGACGGACGUUUUCAAGUUCGUGCGGUGGCUUCGGGAGUACGCAACUACCUACCAGAUGUUCGUCAAGCUGCGACCUGAAGACUUCAACCCCUCCAAGGGGAACAAACCUAACGCCGGUGCUGUACGCGCCUGCGGCGGGUCCCCGAAAAAGAGCCCGGCACCGUCACGAGGAGCACCGGCGUCGGGAGCGACACCUCGGGGAGGUUGUCUCAAGUGCGGCUCGUUGGGCCAUAUGGUCCGUAGCUGCCCAAAGGCAACCCCCGAAGAAGCGUCCGAACUUCUCCGUAGCAACCGGGGAGGCGGGCGCGGUAACGGACCCGGGCGAGGUGGUAAUGCCGGGGGCAGAGGACCCAGCAGCACCCCGAACCGUGGUGCCGGUGGCGAUGGCAGCCGGGACCAAGUUGCCAAACAAUUCAAUGCACUCAAGGUCCCAGCGCCGUCGACAUCGACCUCACCGCUCGAGUGCGUCGUCGAGGGUGUCCUACCCACAUCCCUGCUCGACUCGGGGUCCGACACGUCCGUCGCCUCGCUGGGACUUGAGACCGCUUACUCGCAGCGGGAGCUAGUGUGGUGA